CAAGGAUUCUCUUGAGUGCCGAGUUGUUCGCUAUCUCCAGAGCGACGAUGAGAAGAGGAAGAAGAAGAAGAAGAAGAAGAAGAAAAAAACGUUCAAGCAAUGUGACCACCGAUGGUGGGUGGUGUGGUCCGGAGAGAUCUACUUAGAGAGAGGAAACUGGAUAGUCGAAUCUGCCGACAGCCAAGGCGGAUUGGAUGGGUUAAGGCCCAAUCAGCCAGUCACCAUAACUGUCGGCGACACCUUAGUGCAAGUUCGUUCGUAGUCUCCAACGAGUUCGGGCGUGGUGUGACCGUUUCGCCUCGCUCUCUUGUCCGGCCUUCCUGUGGUCUAUGGCGAUCAAGCGAGGUUAUCAUGGGAGUUAUAGCGCUGGCCUUAUUAAGACCUCGUUGCGAUGCCUACCUUGCUUCAUUGGUCGUUCAGUCCCUUGGUCUUGGUGUGGCGGCGCUUCUUGCACUUAACGUAAUGGGUUUUAUGAAUCUGAUGCGACGGUGUCCGCAGAGCUAUUACUCAUCGUCAGUGCUGAUGCAAUCGACUUGCUCCGGAUGUACGAAGCAAAGGAUUCGCAAUGGUCUCUCUUUUGAGAGAAACACCUCCCGAUGUCGUGGGAUGUUGGUGUGGGUAUGCACUAUAAGACGGGGUACUAAGGAUAGCAGCUCAUUGGUGGAUUGUCUAUAUCAACCGGCGACACUGAGGCCGCACAUGAUUGUGGAAUAGAGUGAAAGAUGGACUUCCCCUGGCGAGGGCCGGCCGUUUCGCGAGACCUUUCUUGCAUGACCUCCGCGUCUCCUAGCCAUCUCAAUGCGUCAUUCUGGUUUGCGACGUUGCAAUCCCUGUCUACUCUGAUGGUU
Messenger RNA from Xylaria bambusicola, 848 nucleotides. RefSeq lists its product as uncharacterized. The transcript is spliced from 2 exons. The record is from RefSeq and is a predicted model, not a curated record. Lineage: Eukaryota; Fungi; Ascomycota; Sordariomycetes; Xylariales; Xylariaceae. The coding region runs from base 112 to 714 and encodes 200 amino acids.